This is a messenger RNA of Coccidioides immitis RS, 3050 nucleotides long. RefSeq names its product phosphoenolpyruvate carboxykinase [ATP]. The transcript is spliced from 7 exons. Gene Ontology annotation, cellular component: cytosol. Gene Ontology annotation, molecular function: phosphoenolpyruvate carboxykinase (ATP) activity; ATP binding. The record is from RefSeq and is a predicted model, not a curated record. NCBI's taxonomy places the organism in Eukaryota, Fungi, Ascomycota, Eurotiomycetes, Onygenales, Onygenaceae. Bases 389 to 2290 code for a protein of 633 amino acids. Gene Ontology annotation, biological process: gluconeogenesis.
UCCCAUUGAACCUUUUACCUAACCCCUCCUCCAGGGAAAAACAGCCUGAUCGUCACUGGAUUAAGUAACACCCGUUGCUUGCAGUCUCCUUGAAUAGCUUUGUUUCACUUUUUUCAUUCGUCGCCCGGAACGUCAUCCAAUCCCACAGGUCCCUCCCCCCCUGGCAAGCCCUUCCACACAGACUCCAUUUUUUUCUUCUUAUUCUCCAUUUUCACAGCCUAGGCCGUUUUCGGGUCAUUUCGGAGCAGUUUGCUGCCAUAUUUAAUUUCGUGUACGCUAAAACCUCUGACAAAAUACUACGCCACUGCCCAGCUUGGUCACGGUUUACCCGGGCAGCAGACUCGCAGUGAAUUCGAUUUCGCCGUACUCCGUAAUCAAAAGCCAAAUCAUGGAUCCCGCACCCGCAUCUUCAGCUCCUCGUGCUACCGUUAAUAUACCCCCCAAUCACCCACUUCCUCUCGACUAUUUCACCUCAGAUUUCGUUCGACAGCAAGCUGCCAAACAACAGCACUCGAACUACCAUUCCACAUCCCUGAGAAACAUGGUGUCGACAUCUGUCAAUCGCACUGCGCUGCACCCCACUGGUGUUCAACCAGGAAAGGGCCACACUGAGCUCGAGGAGGAGCUUCACGAAACAGCCCACAUUGACUAUGAAAGAGUAGCAAUUAUCGCCAAUCCUUCUGUUGCUGCUCUCUACGAAGAUGCCCUCGUCUACGAGACCGGAACCGCUAUCACAUCCAGCGGAGCCCUGACCGCAUACUCCGGAGCCAAAACGGGUAGAUCACCCCUAGACAAGAGAAUUGUCAAAGAAGAAACAUCAGAGAAUGAGAUCUGGUGGGGUCCAGUCAACAAGCCCAUGACCCCUGAGGUCUGGAGAAUCAACCGAGAGAGAGCCGUCGAUUACCUCAACACAAGAAACCGAAUCUACGUGAUUGAUGGCUAUGCCGGCUGGGAUGAGCGCUACCGCAUCAACGUCCGCGUCGUUUGCGCACGUGCCUACCAUGCUCUGUUCAUGCGUAACAUGCUUAUCCGUCCCAAGCGGGAGGAGCUACAGCAUUUCCACCCAGACUAUGUCAUCUACAACGCCGGAUCUUUCCCCGCAAACAGAUGGACUGAGGGUAUGACAUCGGCUACCUCCGUUGCCAUUAACUUUGCCGAGAAGGAGAUGGUCAUCCUUGGCACAGAGUAUGCCGGAGAGAUGAAGAAGGGUGUCUUCACGGUUCUCUUCUAUGAGAUGCCAAUCAAGCACAACGUCCUCACCCUCCACUCCUCUGCCAACCAGGGCCCAGAUGGUGAUGUUACCCUCUUCUUCGGCUUGUCUGGUACCGGAAAGACAACCCUCUCUGCCGACCCCAAGCGUGCUUUGAUUGGUGACGACGAGCACUGUUGGAGCGACCGUGGUGUCUUCAACAUUGAGGGCGGAUGCUACGCCAAGUGCAUUGGUCUAUCCGCAGAGAAGGAACCUGAUAUCUUCAACGCUAUCAAGUUCGGAUCUGUCUUGGAGAAUGUUGUCUUCAACCCAGAGACACGUAUCGUGGACUACGAUGAUGCUACCUUGACUGAGAAUACCAGAUGCGCCUAUCCCAUUGAAUAUAUCGAGAACGCCAAGAUUCCAUGCCUGGCUGAGCAGCACCCAUCCAACAUCAUCCUCCUUACUUGCGAUGCCCGUGGCGUUCUUCCACCGAUCUCCAAGCUCACCAGCGAACAGACCAUGUUCCACUUCAUUUCCGGUUACACCUCCAAGAUGGCUGGCACCGAGGACGGUGUUACUGAGCCCCAGGCUACCUUCUCUUCCUGCUUCGCUCAACCAUUCUUGGCUCUCCACCCAAUGCGCUAUGCUCGCAUGCUCGCUGACAAGAUUGCUGAGCACAAGGCUAACGCUUGGUUGUUGAACACCGGCUGGGUUGGUGCUGGCUGCACCACUGGUGGCAAGCGUUGCCCACUCAAGUACACUCGUGCCAUUCUUGAUGCGAUCCACUCCGGUGAGCUCGCCAAGGUCGAGUACGAGACCUACGACACCUUCAACCUUCACAUCCCCAAGUCCUGCCCCAACGUUCCUAGCGAGCUGCUGAACCCACAGAGAAGCUGGACCGGCUCCGCCAGCUUCAAGGAUGAAGUCAACAAGCUGGCUGAGCUCUUCAACCAGAACUUCACGAAGUACAGCGCGGAAGCCACCCCAGAGGUCCUCGCCGCUGCUCCAGUUGUCACUGGUGCAGAGGAGGCACCGGUCGCUGAUAAGGCCGCUCCCGUUCAAGUCAACGGCGAACAGGCCCAGGAGACCACAAAUUGACUAGCCAAGCAAGAGUCGGCGUCACAACCGGAAGAAAUCUUGACGAAAAAGUCAAAACGUCGAUUCUUGAGUUUACGAAGAAUGCUGUCCAAAAAAAAUUAGUUUGAAUUGGGUUCGAAUCCUUUUUUUUUUGCGAGUUUGCAUUGACUUGUAUUCCAAAAAAACAGUUUUAUGGGACUUUCCCUCAUGUUUUUUUCUUUUUUUUGUUCCCCUUGAUUCUCUUCUGAUAUGCAUAGUUUGCCUGGGUUCUCUGCAUCAUACCAAAGGUUUUAAUUGCCCCCUUGUCUCUUGUCGUUCUGCGACUACCACUUUUAAACCCCUUUAACCCCAUCACUACAGACAACGACCUCAUCCUUCUUUACAAACCACGCUCUAUUCUCCUCAUGAGAAAUAUUCCUUCAUGAGUCUGCACAUGUCCUCCUUUUUCUCUUUUUCCCCUUUCUUUUUCCAAUCAUGAUAUUCCUCGACGCGUUUCCUGUUUAAGUGCAGAUUAAUACUGUGAUCACCUUCCAACACCAAGCAGAGUUGACAACAACUUAAAAAAAAAAGGUCUUGCAAAAAGCAAGAAAACCAUGUACCGCUGGUUUGGUCAAGGGACACGGAAGUUGGUAAAAAGAGGAGGAAGAAUCAGAAAGAGUUAUAUUUACAUAAAAAAAUGAAAUAAAAAGAAUAUAACCCUGAAACUCUUUUCUCCCUUUGGUCGGAAUUAACAUGAAAGACUUGUUGUAGGUGAAACGAAAUAUUUAAAAUCAUCCUUCUA